This is a messenger RNA of Sorghum bicolor (sorghum), 1946 nucleotides long. Its product is annotated as myb-related protein Hv33. The coding region runs from base 622 to 1590 and encodes 322 amino acids. The record is from RefSeq and is a predicted model, not a curated record. Gene Ontology annotation, biological process: regulation of stomatal movement. The transcript is spliced from 3 exons. Lineage: Eukaryota; Viridiplantae; Streptophyta; Magnoliopsida; Poales; Poaceae.
AUGUAGUACUAAUGCAAAGGUCAUGUCGCCAACUAACGCCGUGUUAAGGAGAGAGGGGGAGAACCGGAGAAGUUGCUCUCUUUCCUCCUUUCUCUCUCUCCAUUGCCGUUGCAAGCCAGGAAAGCUCUCUAUCUCUCUCUCCUCUCUCGUCCAGCUCCAGCACGGCGCACUAUUUUAGGCCGCCACGGCGCCCACCAUCUUCUCUCACAAACGGGAGGGAGUCGAGGUAUCUUAAGCUCCAAUUCAUUGGCGCGAGAGAGCAGGGGGCCGGGCGCACUGCACCUUGCUUAGAACCCACUUGAUCGCUGCCUCACCUCACCUUGUUCGUCUCUCACCUCACACCAGAGAGAGAGAGAGAGAGAGAGAGAGAGAGAGAGAGAGAGAGAGAGAGAGAGAGUGUCUGUGUCCGUGUGCAGGGCGGCGGGCAACGAGUUCUUGGUACGCACGCUUCCCCAUAUAUACCCCCCGCCCAUACAUAGAGCUAGCCACAAGCAGCCACACCGAUCGCCAUUGCAAGUGUGGCAGCCGUCGUCGAUCACCGACGUUGCCCUUGCCGCGUCUCUUAAUUUGUUGCCGUCGUCCUCGGAGCAGAGAGAGAGAGAGAGCGCGCGGGAGGGGAGAAUGGGACGGCUCUCCUGCGGCGGCGGCGGCGUGCAGCCCAAGCUCCGCAAGGGCCUCUGGUCGCCCGAGGAAGACGAGAAGCUGUACAAUCACAUCAUCCGACACGGCGUCGGCUGCUGGAGCUCUGUACCCAAGCUCGCAGGGCUGCAGCGCUGCGGCAAGAGCUGCCGCCUCCGGUGGAUCAACUACCUCCGCCCCGACCUCAAGCGCGGCAGCUUCUCGCAGCAGGAGGAGGACCUCAUCAUCGCGCUCCACGAGAUCCUGGGCAACAGGUGGUCGCAGAUCGCGUCGCACUUGCCGGGGCGGACGGACAACGAGAUCAAGAACUUCUGGAACAGCUGCCUCAAGAAGAAGCUCCGGCAACGAGGCAUCGACCCGGCCACGCACAAGCCAAUCGCCGCGGGCGCCGCCGCGGAGGCGGGCACGGCGCUGCCGGACGGUCGGGACCACGACCGUAAGCCCGGAGGAGCCGCCGACGGCGACGGCGACGCGGACGGCCUCGCCCAGAGCAAGCAGCUGCAGCCGGCGGCGGCCGUGUUCGACCCGUUCCCGGUGACCGACUUUGGCUUCGACCUGGGCGUGGCGGCAUUGUACUGCGGUCCGUACGACGACGGCAAGGCGUCGCCGGACGCCGGGUUCGUGGCCGACUACAGCAGCGUGCUGGACGUGUCGGAGAACCUGGGCUACGGGGAGAGCUCCAGCAACAGCAGCAACUGGAACUGCGGCGCGGAGAUGAGCAAUGCCGUGCUCGACAGCGAGGUCCUGCACUGGGCCUCCGGCGCCGCCGCCGCCAAGCCGGAGCCCUACACAGAGCUGGAGCAGCAGCAGCAGCACAGCGGAGGGUACAGCGGCGGCGGGGGCCAGGCGGUGGACGACGACGACGACGCGCUGGAGCACAAGUUCUUGCUGCCCUGCGGCGGCCAAGAGCAGAGCCUGGCGCAUUUCGACUUCAACUUGGAAUACUUCUGAAUUCUGAUCUUUUUUUUUUCUUUUUCUUUUUGGCCCUUCAUUCAUCUUUGCCUGCCUUUCCUCCCUGAAUUAUCCACCCAUUCCCCUACGUUUUUACACACAAGAGGAAGAGAAGAACAAGAAUCAUUUGGAAGAUUAGGGAUUGUACGUAUAGUAACCAAUAUGUUAAUUUUGUCUAGUCCAUGAUACACACUCCCCUUUUCUUUUUACCCUUUUUCUGUGUACUCUGCUCCUGCUUGGUCAGAGGAACAGAAGACAUUGGUACAUACGAGAUUAUUGUGUACUACAAUAUACAAAGGUGUUUCUUUUUGUAAAGAAUAAAUAAAUUAUAAACCUGCAGUUAUUUCCCUUGUGAA